AUGGCGCAGGACAACGCGGCCUUCUGCGACGUGCCCGAGCCGCCGGGCGGCGAGGCCGAGCCGCCCCCCGCGCCGCCCCGCCGGCCCGGCCCCGGCGGCCGCAAGCGCCAGCGCUACGUGGAGAAGGACGGCAAGUGCAACGUGCAGCACGGCAACGUGCGCGAGACCUACCGCUACCUCACCGACAUCUUCACCACCUUGGUGGACCUCAAGUGGCGCUUCAGCCUCCUCGUCUUCAUCCUGGCCUACGCCGUCACCUGGCUCUUCUUCGGCCUCAUCUGGUGGUUCAUCGCCUACUGCCGGGGCGACCUGGACCACCUGGAGGACCACGCGUGGACGCCGUGCGUCAACAACCUCAACGGCUUCGUCUCGGCCUUCCUCUUCUCCAUCGAAACGGAGACCACCAUCGGCUACGGCCACCGCGUCAUCACGGACAAGUGUCCCGAGGGCAUCGUGCUUCUGCUGCUCCAGGCCAUCCUGGGCUCCAUGGUCAACGCCUUCAUGGUGGGCUGCAUGUUCGUGAAGAUCUCGCAGCCCAACAAGCGGGCCGAGACGCUGGUCUUCUCCUCGCACGCCGUGGUCUCGCUGCGGGACGACCGCCUCUGCCUCAUGUUCCGCGUGGGCGACCUGCGCGACUCGCACAUCGUCGAGGCCUCCAUCCGCGCCAAGCUCAUCAAGUCCAAGCAGACGCAGGAGGGCGAGUUCAUCCCCCUCAACCAGACCGACCUCAGCGUGGGCUUCGAGACGGGCGACGACCGCCUCUUCCUCGUCUCGCCCCUCAUCAUCAGCCACGAGAUCGACGAGCGCAGCCCCUUCUGGGACGUCUCGCAGCAGCAGCUCGAGAAGGACGACUUCGAGAUCGUCGUCAUCCUCGAGGGCAUGGUAGAGGCCACAGGGAUGACGUGCCAAGCCCGGAGCUCGUACCUGGCGGACGAGGUGCUGUGGGGCCACCGGUUCACGUCGGUGCUGAGCCUCGAGGACGGUUUCUACGAGGUGGAUUACGGCAGCUUCCACCAGACCUUCGAGGUGCCCACGCCGAGCUGCAGCGCCCGCGAGCUGGCGGAGGCGGCCGCCCGCGCGGACGCCCACCUCUACUGGUCCAUCCCCAGCCGUCUGGACGAGAAGGUGGAGGACGAUCAGGAGAAGGAAGGGAGGAACCGAGAAGGAACCUAAAGGCGCCGGCGGGCGGUUCCGAGCCCGAGCGCCGGCGGCGGGCGCCGCUCCGGCCCCUGCGGAGGUGAGUACGGGGCCGGCGGGAGCCGGAGCCGAAUUGCGGAAACCGGCCGGGAAGCGGAGCCUUCCCCCCCCCCCACCCCAACACACU
Molecule: messenger RNA, 1324 nt
Organism: Rhea pennata
Lineage: Eukaryota; Metazoa; Chordata; Aves; Rheiformes; Rheidae
Gene: KCNJ9
Product: potassium inwardly rectifying channel subfamily J member 9
Exons: 2
Coding region: 1-1173 (390 amino acids)
Biological process (GO): regulation of monoatomic ion transmembrane transport; potassium ion import across plasma membrane
Cellular component (GO): plasma membrane
Molecular function (GO): G-protein activated inward rectifier potassium channel activity
Source: RefSeq, a predicted model, not a curated record